Vanderwaltozyma polyspora DSM 70294 is the source of this 1167-nucleotide messenger RNA. RefSeq lists its product as uncharacterized. Gene Ontology annotation, molecular function: protein binding. The record is from RefSeq and is a predicted model, not a curated record. The transcript has a single exon. Bases 1 to 1167 code for a protein of 388 amino acids. NCBI's taxonomy places the organism in Eukaryota, Fungi, Ascomycota, Saccharomycetes, Saccharomycetales, Saccharomycetaceae.
AUGAGUUCAUAUUCAUUAUUGCAUUCCAAUUCGCUUGGCAGAACUGAUUGGUGUCUUGAGUUGCAACCUUUGUAUAGACACGGUCUGUUAUCUAGUCUAAGUAAUGGUGAUGUCAAUUUAUUAGACUGGAAUACUGGCAAUUGUAUAAGAACUGUAAAAGCUGGGAACACUUCGAUCAAUAGAAUGCGUGUAUUGGAUAGUGAUUAUGAUAAUGGCUCUGUUUUUUCUGUGGCAAUGAAUGAUGCUGUUAAAGUACUUGAUUUAAGGGUUCAAGGAAAUUCAAUUGUAGCAGAAUUAAAUAAUGAAAAAAAAACACCAUUCUUAUCAUUAGAUUCUCGUCAUGGUAUGCUAGCCUGUGGUACAGAACUAAGUGGUGUGGAUGCAGAAAUUCAUAUUUAUGAUAUUAGAAAUUUUGAUAAACCAGUGAGAAUGCUAGUAGAUUCUCAUCAUGAUGAUGUCACAGAUAUAAAAUUCCACCCUAGCGAUCCUAACGUUCUACUUAGUGGUUCUACUGAUGGUUAUACAAAUGUAUAUGACUUGACCCAAGUUGAAGAAGAAGAUGCAUUACAUCAGGUUAUCAAUUAUGAAUCUGUUCAUUCUUGUGGUUGGUUAUCUCCAAAGAGAAUUUACACAUUAUCACAUAUGGAAACGUUCGCCAUUCAUGAAUUGAAUAACAAAUCUGAUGAAUUAACAGAACCAAAACCGUUGGAUUUUGGUGAUAUUAGAGGAACAUGGGAUUGUGACUAUGUGGUUGACGUCUAUCCAGGAUAUAUUGCAGUAGGGAAAUCAGAAGAAAAUAAUGGUAAUUUAAAAAUUAUUCCAUUUCAUAAUGAACUACUAAAUAUCAACGAUUCGAUUAGUAUACCUAAUGCACAUGGUGAUGAGGUUGUUCGAGAUGUAUUUAUUUCUCCGAAAUCUCAAAAUAUAAUGUAUUCAUGUGGUGAAGACGGAUCUGUCAAAACAUGGAAAAUAGAAAACAAUUCAUUACAAGUGCCUCCUGGAUUCUGGGAUUACUCUACCCAGAUUAAUGUGCUGGACGAUAACAUAGAUGAACAAAAUAUAGAACAAUCUACAAGAAAUAUAUCAGAACCUUCAAUAGAGAAAGAAAAGAAGAAAAGUAAACACAAGAAAUCCAAGCACUCCAAGCGUCGUUACAAACCGUAUUAG